Molecule: messenger RNA, 441 nt
Organism: Hyaloperonospora brassicae
Lineage: Eukaryota; Oomycota; Peronosporomycetes; Peronosporales; Peronosporaceae
Source: the annotation of a GenBank genome assembly
AUGCAGUGGUCGGAGCUCCUCGGGGCCAAACUCCAGACGAAAGACGGACUGCACGACACGGACGCGAAGCUCGCGGGCAAACAGGUCGUGGGCCUCUACUUCAGCGCGCACUGGUGCCCGCCGUGUCGCCAGUUCACGCCGUUCCUGAGCUCGCUGUACGAAGAUAUGGUCGAGCAGCACCCGGAGUUUGAGCUGAUCUUUGUCUCGUCGGACCGAGACGCGGCGCAGUACAGCGAGUACUACAACGAGAUGACGUUCCUGGCGCUGCCGUUUGAGGAGCGCAGUACGCAUCAGAUGCUGAGCGCCAAGUUUGGCGUCUCGGGGAUCCCCAUGCUCGUGUUUGUGGACGCCGAGGGCAAAGUGAUCACGCUGGACGGCCGCAGUCUGGCGGCUGACUCGCGUGGAGACGUGGACAAGCUGUGGGAGAAGCUCACCCAGUGA